This is a messenger RNA of Adineta ricciae, 1308 nucleotides long. NCBI's taxonomy places the organism in Eukaryota, Metazoa, Rotifera, Eurotatoria, Adinetida, Adinetidae. The record is from the annotation of a GenBank genome assembly.
AUGGAUGAAGAAGAAGAUGAUACAUCAACAUUUCGACAACAUUUAUUCGAUUUGUCAAUUAAACGAUCAAAUAGUUCGCCAGCUCUUCCACUUCUUGUUAAUACAGCUGAAAAUGAUUUGCAAUUUGACGAUGUGGACUUUUGUGAUUCCAAACUGCGGAGACACAGUUCAUCGUUUAGUUCGCAUCAAACUCGUCAUAGUCGGUUUGCGCAUAUCAUGAAAAAUGAAUUGACAAAUCCUCUUGUAGACGAAGCAUCCCAAGAACGUGAUUUACAUGAUAAUCUCAAAAUGUCCAUAUCAUUCACUGAUCUUGCCGUCGGAGAUGAGCAACAACCACAACAGCCAGCACAUUCGAUAGAUAGUCGUCGAUCAUCAGUCAACAGUUCUGAUUCGUCUAAUCUGUGUUAUUCAUCAUCGCCAAGUCCAUCAACUCCUGCUCGACCUUGUGCAGUCGUCAGUAAUCAACGACAAUGCUACAGUCCAGCACUUCAACAACAAGUCGCACCAUUCCAGUGUUAUUUAGCUUCUCCACCUAGCCGGUCGCAAAGUCCCAUUGGAAUGAUGAACAAUAACACUAAUACGAAUUCGUCCAAUAAAAUCACAUCUUUUCCACCAAAUCUCAAGCGUAAACAAGGAGACGAUAGUACAACGAGUAUGAAUAAUAAGAAAAGUCGAAUAGCAAGUGAUAAUGAAUCGCUGUUUGGUCCAACUAAUUCACCUGAAUCUCCUUCGCCUGGUCUGAUCGAAUCGAGUACUAAUUUACUUUCUACGCAGCAAUCCCUCAGUCUUCUUUCUUCAAUACCUCAUUCGCUCUCCUCUUCGACAUCGACUUCCAACGGCAAUGAUAACUCACAUUUCAAGCCAAUACAACAUCCUGAUAAUGACAUAUUUCCUCCACCGAAUUCACCAAGUAUAUGCCCAAGUCCAACCAAUUCCACAUGCUCAUCAUCGUCAUUAACUUUCACACCUAUAUCGCCUGCGUCUACAACAUCCUCUUCGUCGUCGUCAUUUCUACUCUUACCAGCGAACUUUUCUCGUUCCACAGUUAUUUCAUCGCUACAGUCAUCAGGACUAAUUGUACCUUCAGCAACGAAGCAUCUUAGUAUGAAUUCAACCUCUUCAAAAAUGAAAUUAUCGACUAAAAACCAAUUACAACGAGACCGAUCGUUAGACGAAGCUUCUUCCCUUCAACCAAUAUCUGUUCUAUUACCAAGGCCAGCAACGUCACAAGACAAAUCGGCCAGUCCGACCACUCAGCAAGAAUUUUUCUUUUCAACUGACGAUAACAAUUCAACAACUGCUCAAUGA